GCAGAAGUAUAAAUGUGGGGCUAGUUGGAGGUGAGUAGUACCCAUCAACACACUCAAUAAUUCACCAGAUCGCUAGAUCAUAAGGUUAUACCGCUGCAGCAUGCUUUCCUCCUUUAAAUCCUUUUUUACUUCAUCGGCCUCAAAAGAACAGGUUGGCCCAGUAUCACCAGCAAUUCUAAUUACUACUGAAACUGGCGAAUCAUCCAGUGAACUGGUUGAACCCAGCUCCACCAAUAGGACACCAUCAUUUGAACGUCCCAUGCCGGCUCAGUCCAACCCCACCUUGAUGACUGCUCCUAGUAAUGACUGGCGCCCAUCCGAGGCUUCAACCAAUACAGCUAGUCCCGCGGACUCCGCCUGGACUUCUUCAUCCCAGCAGACUACCUCGAAUGCUCCUUCCGCAGCGCCACCCACGGUUCAGGACAGUCCUCGUGCACAGCCGUCUCACGACAUAAAUUGCAUGGUGUUCGACUCAAACUCGUACGUUGGGUCACCCACAUUCAACAUGGACUCGGAGGAUGCGACUGGAGCAACAUUUUCAUUUCCUGAGCACGGGUUUCGACCACAGCGACCACCGUCCGCAAGAGUUUACCUGCCGCAAACAAGUCACGCCGUGAGGCGUGAGGGUGUCAUGUAUUUCGGCCCUGGCUCAGAUGUGGGUAGCCCGACCUUCAACAUCCGGUCCGCGCGUGCUUCUGGUACUGUGGAACAAGUCGUUCCUAGUCGCUCAUAAGCCUAAUGCCUGGGAACGCUAGCAUGAAGAGUAUUAUAGUAGCUGGAAAUGGACUAGCGACCGCUAUGUUAGCAGUUCUGGAUAUGAUAUUAAUUGC
Molecule: messenger RNA, 830 nt
Organism: Suillus paluster
Lineage: Eukaryota; Fungi; Basidiomycota; Agaricomycetes; Boletales; Suillaceae
Exons: 5
Coding region: 101-733 (210 amino acids)
Source: RefSeq, a predicted model, not a curated record